This is a messenger RNA of Poeciliopsis prolifica (blackstripe livebearer), 2699 nucleotides long. RefSeq names its product sodium/potassium/calcium exchanger 3-like. The transcript has 18 exons. Gene Ontology annotation, cellular component: membrane. Bases 379 to 2223 code for a protein of 614 amino acids. Gene Ontology annotation, molecular function: calcium channel activity; calcium, potassium:sodium antiporter activity. The record is from RefSeq and is a predicted model, not a curated record. NCBI's taxonomy places the organism in Eukaryota, Metazoa, Chordata, Actinopteri, Cyprinodontiformes, Poeciliidae. Gene Ontology annotation, biological process: intracellular calcium ion homeostasis; calcium ion transmembrane transport.
ACAUACCGCCUCCUGUUGCUGCACCUCACUGUGGGAUCUGCAGUCGACCUUUCAGGCUACACACAUGAACGCAGAAAGCUCGUUGGCGCGUCUCCUCGCUAUGUGCGACCAGGAGGGCGGUCGGCGGAGUUCACCAGCUCGGCGCCUCCUGCUCUGAACCAGGAGCUGCUCGGAGUGAACUGGGCUCUCGUCUUUGCGGGGGAAUUUUCUUCUUCUCUUUUCUGUCUUUUGGACCCAACUUGUCAGAGAAGCAGCAGAAGGAGGGAGGGAGGGAGGAAGGAGGCGGUUUGUUUCGUCGCUGUCCUCCAAGAAAGUGUGAAACAAGUGUAAAGACAGAGAGCAACAGAUGUUUUUGGUGAACAUGCAGCUGGCGGAGGAAUGAAAGCGGCAGCGAGGCACCGGCGGCCCUUCCAGCGGUUCUGCUGCUGCGGAGUCGGGCUGGUCGCCGUCAUUUGGCUCGCGCAGGUCCUGCAGGCUCCAGAGACGAAGUCCUCCGGGCCUCAGCCAGGCGUGAACGGUGAGCUGCUGCGAUGGACACGCAGGUUGAUGCAGGACAAGUCAGACAACCAGAGCCUGGAUGAGCCCCGAGCAGCCAUCCAUGAGUUUCCAGAGGACAUCUUUACCAAGGAGCAGAGGAAGAAUGGGGCUGUGCUCCUGCAUGCACUCUGCGCCAUCUACAUGUUCUACGCUCUGGCUAUCGUCUGUGACGACUACUUCGUCCCUUCUCUGGAGAAAAUAUCCGAGAACCUGCAGCUCAGCGAGGAUGUGGCGGGGGCGACGUUUAUGGCUGCUGGAAGCUCCGCCCCUGAGCUGUUCACCUCUCUCAUUGGUGUUUUCAUCACUAAAGGAGACGUCGGAGUCGGCACAAUUGUGGGUUCAGCUGUCUUCAACAUCCUGGUCAUUAUUGGGUUGAGUGGGAUCUUUGCAGGCCAGACGGUGGUUCUGACAUGGUGGUCUCUUUUUAGAGAUUCCUGUUACUACAUCUUGUCUGUCCUGGCUCUCAUAAUGGUUAUCUACGAUGACAGAGUUUACUGGUGGGAGUCCCUGUCCCUCAUGACCAUGUACGGGAUCUACAUCGUCAUCAUGAAGUUCAACUCCCAGAUCUCCGUGUUUGUGAUGCGGCGGGUACGGAGCAGCAGGCCGUGCUGCAGAGCGUCAGAGAGCUGCCCCGAGAGCAAGAUGGGAGAAGAGGCCUCGGCUUGCAACACCUCCAUGGUUCUUCUCAAUAAAGGCGAAGAGUCUCAACCCGUCAUCAUGGUGGACGAGCUGCUCAUCCUCAACCCGCACAAGCUGUCCUUCUCCGAGGCCGGUCUGCGCAUCAUGAUCACGCCGCACUUCUCCCCCCGCACCAGGCUCUCCAUGGCCGGACGCAUGCUCAUCAGCGAGAGACAGAGGCUGACCAGGAGCUCCAAACACAAGCGAGACAGCGAGGCCGCCACGGGGUCCAGGAAGGGGUCGCCCAGCAACGAUCUGAAGAGGUCGGGCUCCUGCAGCCUGGAGAACGGAGGAGGGAGACCCGGGAUAAAAGACGCAGAGUCGGGAGAGAAGCCAGGGGCCGAGGAGUGCCGGCCAGAGGAGGAAGAUGAUGAUGAGGAUGGCAUUUUUAAUCCUGUUCGCAUGCCAGGCAGCUGCCGUGCGCGGGUGAAGUGGGUGAUCACCUGGCCUCUGGGCCUCCUCCUCUACUGUACUGUGCCUAACUGUAUUCUGCCACGCUGGCACCGCUGGUUCAUGGUCACAUUCGUGGCUUCCACCCUGUGGAUCGCUGUCUUCUCCUACCUCAUGGUGUGGAUGGUCACCAUUAUCAGCUUUACGCUGGACAUCCCUGACUACAUCAUGGGUAUCACCUUCCUGGCAGCAGGAACCAGUGUACCCGACUGCAUGGCCAGCCUGAUUGUAGCUCGACAAGGCAUGGGGGACAUGGCGGUGUCCAACUCGAUAGGCAGCAAUAUCUUUGACAUCCUGCUGGGGUUGGGCUUCCCCUGGGCUUUGCGUACCCUUUUGGUGGACCACGGAUCUGUAGUGUCCAUAAAUAAUAAAGGUCUUGUAUAUUCGGUCAUCCUGCUGCUGGCAUCAGUGUUUCUGACUGUGAUGAGUGUACAUCUAAACCACUGGAGGCUGGACCGCCGGCUGGGUCUGGACUCGUCUAAUAGGUUCCCUGUUUCCCACACGUACAGUUCAUCUGAAGCCAAACAAAGAAAAAAAACAACAAAAAAAACCGAGUGAAAGUGGCGUGGUUUUCCUUGUGACAAUUUCUGUGCACCUAUGUAGGAAUCACUAUGGUAAUGUUGUACAACUACACAAAUACACAAGUUUUUUUUUUUUUUUCUUUUUUGGUUGUUUUGUAUAGUGCAGUGUUUGAUUACUGUAUUUAGACAUACAGAAAUUGUCUUUAGUUUUUUUUUUUUGCAAAAGCAAUUACAGAAAAGGCAGAUGAAGCAGCAAUAUUGUUAGAUAUUUAUCAACUGUAAUAAGAAAGUGACACUGAAAAUUGUGAUUUUAAAACCUUGUUUUUGCAAUGAGAAACAUUUUGAAUCUAUUUAUUAGCAAUAAUUAAUCUGGGUUGUCAUGGUUUUUGUUUUUUCGGAGGGGCAUUUAUUUGGUGACAUCCUUUUUUCAGAUUAUUUUUAAGUGGAGGCCUUAUCAGAAUCCCACUUCUAUAAAGUAUUUAAUAUUUCCAUUAAAACUUCACGUUAGCUUGC